ACAGGAACGUAACAUUCCGUCAAUAAACACAAGAUGGCGAUCCUGUAUAGUUGUGUAUCCUACGGGACGAUGGUGUUAGCAGACAGCACAGCUGCCAGCGGUAACUUCCGUGACAUCAUGAGCAACGUACUGUCAAAGAUCCCCACAAGAAACAACACCAAAACAACGUAUACAGUAGAAAACUAUAAGAUCCAUGUUGUUGUGGAAAACGGCAUCAUCUAUAUGUGUGCGGCAGAUGCUUCUUUUGACACAAAAAGACCCUUUGCAUUUCUCCAAGAUAUCAAACAGAGGUUCAUGUCAGGCAGCCUGGCCUCCAGAGCCAUCACAGCGGCACCGUUUGAGUUGAACAGAGAUUUCCAGCCCAUCCUAGCAGAGAAAAUGGAGCAGUUUUCCAAGCCAGGUGCCGGAGGUGACCAGCUGUCCAUGCUGCAGUCGCAGGUGGAUGAAGUGAAGGGCGUGAUGUCAGACAACAUAGAGAAGGUCCUGGCCAGGGGAGACCGCCUCGACAACCUGAUGGAGAAAACUGACGAGUUGGAAGCUAGCGCGGACACCUUCAAGAAAACAGCCAGAAGGGUGAAGAAGAAGUACUUCUGGAAGAAUGCCAAGAUGAUGAUCUGUCUGUCUGUCGUUGUCCUUGUCGUCCUUAUCAUUUUGACCUUGAUCAUCCUGUUCUCCACUGGUGUAAUCAAAACUGGUGGGGGAGGGGGGGACUCUACCCCAACUGUUUCCCCCCCUGUAACUCAACAAUCAGCAAAGUUUCGCCACCUGACUUGAUUAAACCAUCCUUGUGCGCAUGAAUUUUCGUCCCUUUUCAAAAGUUUGUAACCAUAAUGUUUCUAUUGGCACUUGACAGAAAAAUUGUAGUGCAAUAUGUAGCUCUUGGUAAACCAUUACAGAAUAUAGUGUUAUAUUUACACACCACAGUAUUCUGACCUGUCAACAUUUUUGGCAGUAGAGUAGCCAUUGAAAAUUGUAUUAAUGACUGCUUUGUGUUGGAUCAAGAGUUAAAAAACUGUACAAUAUGUUUUCUGACAACACAGAUUAGCUCUCAUUCUAAUUAUGGAGAGGGGUUAAUACAAAUGGUGAAGUAUUUUUUUUCUUUUCAUGAAAAGAGGUUUUUAUCUCUGUUAAUAUCUGAGUUUGUGAUAUAAUGUUAAGUCCUAAGUUUUGAUUCGCACAUGAAACAGAUAUACAUUGUACUGUAUAG
Molecule: messenger RNA, 1207 nt
Organism: Branchiostoma belcheri (Belcher's lancelet)
Lineage: Eukaryota; Metazoa; Chordata; Leptocardii; Amphioxiformes; Branchiostomatidae
Product: vesicle-associated membrane protein 7-like
Exons: 5
Coding region: 34-774 (246 amino acids)
Biological process (GO): vesicle fusion; exocytosis
Cellular component (GO): SNARE complex; membrane
Molecular function (GO): SNARE binding; SNAP receptor activity
Source: RefSeq, a predicted model, not a curated record